AACAGUCAAACAUGUGGCUGAAACGUUUUCAAUAACACAAAAUUUGCCGUGCUCGUUCACCGAACAGUCCAAGUACACAAAAAAAAAAACAAACUGCAGAGGAGACAGAAGUGAGAGUGCCAGAGGAAUUAAGGAACUUCGAGAAACAGAACCAACUGCCGCCAAAAGCUGAAGAUCAGAGGUGCAGUCGGCAAUCGCCAGUGGCCAGUCUUCAGUCGCCAGUGCAUCAUCAUAAUCGAAGGAAGAAUGCAGCAUCUGCCGCACUGAGAGGCACAUCACAUCAGCAGAGGCAAUCGAGAGGUGCAACAGCAGUGGGAUCUGGGAUCUGGGAUCUGGGAUAGGGACGUGGAUCGGAAUAAUCUCGGCUUUGGCUGGACAAGAAGAUGCUAUUCAUGGAUGCGCUGUUCAACAGUUUGCUGGUGGUUAGCUCCGGCUAUGCGAUGUACACGCUGCAGCCAACGCAAACGCCCUACGGAUAUGCGGCGGCGGCUGUGAGUCUGGUUCAUGGGCUGCUGGGGGUGGUGCGGGCGGCGAACAAUGAUGACGAUGAGUGCAAUCGGCUGCGCCAGAUAACGUCCGGGGUUAUGGAGCUGGUGCCGCUGCCAUUGACCAACAUUGAGCUGUAUCUGAAAUCGUCGAGUCCGCAUUUGGCCAUGGCACAUGGCUGCUUUUUGGUGCCGCUGGCCUUCGAUGUGGUGUCCAAAUGGCGUGAUAUCGAGGAUAAUUCAACCGUUACGCUCAAGGAUCUGACGCUGCUCGGCAAUGUGGUGUCGCUGCUCUUCCUGGGUGUCAACCAGUCAAGCAACGUCUACGGCGGAAUGGCGGCAAUUGCGUUCGCAGCACGUUACGGCUCUGUCAUGUUCGACUACUACUGGGAGGGUCUGGGUGUCCACUUCAAUCUGCUGGCCAACUCCGCCUUCAUCGUGCUAAUGGCCAUGACUUUGACGACCAAAUCCUAAACAGCUAGCCAGACAGAACGCCCCCAGCCCAACACAUCUGAGCACAUUUCGACAGCAUCUUUAAUCUUUUGUUUCGGCGGCUCAAGGCUAACGCGUGCGGUUCAUUGGCUCAACAAUGGCUCAACCGGCGGCUCAAUAAACUUGCAAUUAAUGUUGGCAAAUUAAAAUGCAAA
This is a messenger RNA of Drosophila novamexicana, 1132 nucleotides long. RefSeq lists its product as uncharacterized. The coding region runs from base 384 to 959 and encodes 191 amino acids. NCBI's taxonomy places the organism in Eukaryota, Metazoa, Arthropoda, Insecta, Diptera, Drosophilidae. The record is from RefSeq and is a predicted model, not a curated record. The transcript has a single exon.